AUUUUUGAACCUAUUAUAAACUUUACAACUUCAAAUAAUUUCCUCUCACAAACCACAAACCCAACCACGCACGAAUCUCCAUUGCCUCUCUCUCUAUCGGUACCACCCAUAGUCACGCGCGGCAACGGAGAUUCACGCGCCACCAUGUCCUCUCCACCGACACUCCCCGUUUCCACUUCCCAAUCUAACAUAAACACCACCAACACCUCCUCCCAAUCUCAACCUCCCAUCGCCACUCCCGCCUUCCGCGCCUUCAUAUCUCGCAUCUCCUCCUCCCUCCGCCAAGCCUUCUCCCAGCGCCGCCCGUGGUACGAACUCGUCGACCGUUCCUCAAUCUCACGGCCUGAAACCCUAGCCGAAGCGUAUUCACGGAUCCGCAAGAAUUUCACAUACUUCCGUGUCAAUUACCUAACCCUAAUCGUCUUCGCGCUCGCGAUUUCGCUAAUCACGCAUCCGUUUUCGCUUCUGGUUCUUCUCGGACUCCUCGCGUCGUGGUCGUUUCUCUACCUGUUCCGUCCUUCAGAUCAGCCGCUAGUUCUCUUCGGCCGGACAUUCGCCGAUCGUGAAACCCUAGGGAUUCUCGUUGUUCUUACUAUCUUCGUCGUGUUUCUCACUAGCGUUGGAUCGUUGUUGAUCUCUGCGCUUAUGGUUGGAUUGGCGAUCGUGUGUGCGCACGGUGCGUUUCGUGUGCCGGAAGAUUUGUUUCUUGAUGAUCAAGAGGUGAAUAGUUCGGGAUUCUUGUCGUUCCUUGGCGGCGCUGCCUCGGCCGCUGCUCCGGUUGUUGGACGCGUGUAGACGGCGAGAUCUGUGAUCCGGUGGAGUUUUCUAGUAUAUGAGGUUUGUUCAACGUUUUAUCUUGUAUUAUGCUGAAAUUGAAAUUGUUGCAAAGUUUAUUUUGGCUUUUAGAUCCAAAGCAAAUUGCUUAGGGCUUAUAGAUAUAUGACAUUUUUAUGACAAGAGAUUAUUGUAAUGUGCUAUUAAUUAAUGCAGUUUAGUCAGCAUUUUUGGAUCUAAA
Messenger RNA from Vicia villosa (hairy vetch), 1015 nucleotides. RefSeq names its product PRA1 family protein B3-like. The record is from RefSeq and is a predicted model, not a curated record. Gene Ontology annotation, cellular component: Golgi apparatus; endoplasmic reticulum. NCBI's taxonomy places the organism in Eukaryota, Viridiplantae, Streptophyta, Magnoliopsida, Fabales, Fabaceae. Gene Ontology annotation, biological process: vesicle-mediated transport. The coding region runs from base 145 to 795 and encodes 216 amino acids. The transcript has a single exon.